Molecule: messenger RNA, 849 nt
Organism: Neltuma alba
Lineage: Eukaryota; Viridiplantae; Streptophyta; Magnoliopsida; Fabales; Fabaceae
Product: remorin-like
Exons: 5
Coding region: 79-645 (188 amino acids)
Source: RefSeq, a predicted model, not a curated record
UCAACGUUGCCACUCCUCAGUCCACAUCCAGUUCCUCCACACCACCUUGUUUCUCUCUGCUCUCUUCACUUAGCAUCCAUGGCCGACCUCCAAACUAAGCCCGACCCUGCCUCCGCUCCGCUCGAUUCCAAGCCCCUCGACCCCCCUCUCGCUGAGGUUCCGCCGCCCCACGACGCCCCUGAUACCAAGCCCCUGCCUCCACCGCCUGACACCCAAGCUCUUGCUCUUGUUGAAAAGGUCCCAGAACCUGAAAAGAAGCAAGGAGGAUCCAUUGACAGGGAUAUUGCUCUGGCAGAAGUGGGGAAAGAGAAAAGGUUGUCCUACAUCAAGGCAUGGGAAGAAAGUGAGAAAACCAAAGCAGAGAACAAGGCCCAAAAGAAGCUCUCUACUGUUGCUGCAUGGGAAAAUAGCAAGAAAGCAGCAAUCGAAGCUAAGCUGAAAAAAAUUGAGGAAGAACUGGAGAGAAAGAAAGCAGAAUAUGGGGAGAAAAUGAAGAACAAGAUAGCGUUAGUUCACAAGGAAGCAGAGGAGAAGAGGGCAGUGGUUGAAGCCAAGAGAGGCGAAGAAGUUCUGAAAGCAGAGGAAUUUGCUGCAAAGUACCGCGCAACCGGAACCACUCCAAAGAAACUCCUUGGAUGCUUUUGAUUCCUUCUUUCUUUUCGGUUUUGUCUGUGGUUUUAUUUUGUAGUAAUGAAUAUUAAUUUUAAAUUUUGUGUAUAUGUUUUUGGGGCCUUUUUUCUUGAAGUUGUUUUAUGUGUGUAAGAAAAAAUAAACCUCAAAAACAAAAGUACAAAAUCAAAUCUAUGACGAGUUUCUUGUUUGGACGGGCCCCCUCAUAUAGAGUUCUUC